Molecule: messenger RNA, 1015 nt
Organism: Pocillopora meandrina
Lineage: Eukaryota; Metazoa; Cnidaria; Anthozoa; Scleractinia; Pocilloporidae
Source: the annotation of a GenBank genome assembly
AUGGCUUCUUUCUAUUUAUCUGUCAACUUUCUUGCUCUGGUUGUAUCGGCGAGUUCUGUGAAGACUUCAAAAGGUGUGGUCUUUCUUCCUUUUUGCUUUAUUUUCCUGAUAUCUACAUCAUCUUUUUGAGAAAGUCGAAACCAUUUUAAAUGGUAAUUUUCAUUUCUUUAUAAAAACACAGGACAAACGCCAAACGUUGGGUUUGUCUUCACCAAUUUCCUUGCUCACAAAGGCUACUAUUUGAACGUUACAACUGUUGGUACAGAACUGGUCCAAGACUCCUUUGAGUGCGCGUUCAAGUGUCUGGAGAAGGAUUCAUGUUUGUCCUUCAACCUGGCAGAUUUGGAUGAUAACAUUGACAAUCUGCUAUGUGAACUGCUUCCAUCUGACCGUUACACCCAUUCAGACAAGUUCAUCACCAACCAUCUUUGGUAUCAUCACAGUAUUGCGGUAAAAAAUUAUUUUCCUUUUUCUACUUUAUCUUUAUCAUCACGUUUUUUGUUAUUACUAUUUUUUCAUCCUAAUAAUAACUAAAAUCGGUUGCAAUCGUUUGAGCAAACUUUAUUCAAGUGUUCAAAGUUACUACAUCUCUGGUCGGAAGCCAUUUUUAAGUCGUUUUAUUGAUCCGUCAUCGAAGUUUUUUGAACUGGUUUUUAUCAAGGGAGUAAGUAAUUGAUUUUCUCGGUUUUAGUCUCCUUGUUCGAGGUUGCCCUGUCAGAACGAUGGAACUUGCGUACCUCUGUACCGGACAAACAGCUACAAGUGUCGCUGUACGAAAGCAUACACAGGAAGCCACUGCGAAAAAGGUAAAGGCUUCGGUUUCUAGAACAAUAUUUUCAAAAAUAUUUCGCGCGCGUGCCUUUCGUAUCUGAUUCCUACUGUGCCAUCAUUAUUCAUUUUCUCUGUUCUUUCUAUAUCAGUUGAUAAUGACUGCAGCUGUUCAUCAGGACCAGAAGGAAAACAGAGAUGCAAAAUAGGUCAGUUAAUAUUCCACCUUCAAGUUAUGGUAGCUUGA